GUGUGUGUGUGUGUGUGUGUGUGUGUGUGUGUGUAUGUGCAUGAGUGUGGGGUGUGUGGGGCUCCAGCGCUCUGCUCGCGGCCGCCGCCAAGGAAGGACAGACGGACGGGGCUUCCUUCCAUCGGGAGCAGUUCCUGAGCACCUCAUCUCGGCCCGGGCACAAGUGGAGCGCGCCUGACUGGCCGCUGGCCUCCGGAAGGUUCCACUGCGUCCCCCUUGGGCUGGAUAUGUUUAUGUUCACGUGAAGAUGGAUUUAGUGUACGGUCUCGUGUGGCUGCUGACAGUCCUCCUGGAGGGGAUCUCUGGCCAAGGAGUGUACGCUCCCCCGACAGUUCGGAUCGUGCACUCAGGAUUGGCCUGUAAUAUUGAGGAGGAGCGCUACUCUGAAAGGGUCUACACUAUCCGGGAAGGGGAAACUCUAGAGUUGACCUGUCUGGUUACAGGACAUCCACGUCCACAGAUCAGGUGGACCAAAACAGCAGGAAGUGCCUCUGACAGAUUCCAAGACUCGAGUGUCUUCAAUGAGACUUUGAGGAUUACAAACAUUCAGAGACACCAAGGUGGCCGCUAUUACUGUAAAGCAGAGAACGGCUUGGGGUCCCCAGCAAUAAAGUCGAUCCGAGUGGAUGUGUACUACUUGGAUGAUCCAGUAGUAACUGUUCAUCAAAGCAUAGGUGAAGCUAAAGAACAAUUUUACUAUGAGAGAACAGUGUUUCUCAGAUGCGUGGCCAAUUCCAACCCGCCUGUGCGCUACAGUUGGAGGCGUGGCCAAGAAGUGUUGCUUCAAGGAUCUGACAAAGGAGUAGAGAUUUACGAGCCCUUCUUUACCCAGGGUGAAACAAAGAUCUUAAAGCUAAAGAAUCUUCGACCUCAGGACUAUGCUAACUACAGCUGCAUUGCUUCAGUGAGGAAUGUGUGCAAUAUUCCAGACAAGAUGGUAUCAUUUAGACUUUCCAAUAAAACAGCAUCCCCGUCAAUUAAGCUUUUGGUGGAUGAUCCUAUAGUUGUAAAUCCUGGAGAGGCCAUAACAUUAGUGUGUGUUACAACAGGAGGAGAGCCCACGCCCUCUCUCACCUGGGUCAGAUCCUUUGGGACUCUACCUGAAAAGAUUGUUUUGAAUGGAGGGACGCUUACCAUACCUGCCAUCACCUCAGAUGAUGCUGGUACUUAUAGCUGCAUUGCCAAUAAUAAUGUGGGAAAUCCUGCAAAAAAAUCCACCAACAUCAUUGUGAGAGCCUUAAAAAAAGGACGAUUUUGGAUCACUCCUGAUCCUUAUCACAAAGAUGACAACAUCCAGAUUGGGCGUGAGGUGAAAAUAUCUUGCCAAGUAGAAGCUGUUCCUUCUGAGGAGUUAACAUUUAGUUGGUUUAAAAAUGGUCGUCCAUUAAGAAGUUCUGAGCGGAUGGUUAUUACACAGACUGACCCUGAUGUAUCCCCCGGAACAACAAAUUUGGAUAUCAUUGAUUUAAAAUUCACGGACUUUGGGACUUACACAUGCGUGGCCUCUCUGAAGGGAGGAGGAAUAUCUGAUAUCAGUAUUGACGUUAAUAUUUCCAGCAGUACAGUUCCACCCAAUCUGACUGUUCCACAGGAAAAAUCACCUUUGGUCACCAGAGAAGGAGACACAAUAGAACUUCAGUGUCAAGUAACUGGGAAACCUAAACCAAUCAUCCUUUGGUCUAGAGCCGAUAAAGAAGUUGCAAUGCCUGAUGGGACAAUGCAAAUGGAGAGUUACGAUGGGACACUGAGGAUUGUGAAUGUGUCAAGGGAAAUGUCAGGGAUGUACAAGUGUCAAACCAGCCAGUACAACGGAUUCAACGUGAAGCCAAGAGAAGCCUUGGUCCAGCUCAUCGUGCAGUAUCCCCCAGCUGUGGAACCAGCAUUCUUGGAAAUCCGUCAAGGACAGGACAGAAGUGUGACCAUGAGCUGCAGGGUCCUGCGAGCUUAUCCCAUACGAGUGCUGACCUAUGAGUGGCGUUUGGGCAAUAAAUUAUUACGGACCGGUCAGUUUGACUCUCAGGAAUAUACAGAGUACCCUGUAAAAAGUCUUUCCAAUGAGAACUACGGAGUCUAUAACUGCAGCAUCAUAAAUGAAGCCGGGGCAGGGAGAUGCAGCUUUCUGGUGACAGGGAAGGCCUAUGCCCCAGAGUUCUAUUAUGACACCUACAACCCUGUGUGGCAGAACCGACACCGAGUAUAUUCCUACAGUCUGCAGUGGACACAAAUGAAUCCUGAUGCCGUGGAUCGAAUAGUUGCAUACCGGUUGGGUAUUCGGCAGGCUGGACAGCAGCGGUGGUGGGAACAGGAGAUUAAAAUAAAUGGGAAUAUUCAAAAGGGAGAACUGAUUACAUAUAACUUGACUGAACUGAUUAAACCAGAGGCCUAUGAAGUCCGACUAACUCCUCUCACUAAAUUUGGUGAAGGAGAUUCAACAAUUCGUGUAAUCAAAUAUACUGCACCUGUAAAUCCUCACUUGAGAGAGUUUCACUGUGGAUUUGAAGAUGGUAAUAUUUGUUUGUUCACCCAAGAUGAUACUGAUAAUUUUGACUGGACAAAACAAAGUACCGCAACAAGAAAUACGAAAUACACUCCUAACACGGGGCCCAAUGCAGAUCGCAGCGGUUCCAAAGAAGGUUUUUAUAUGUACAUUGAGACAUCACGACCCAGACUAGAAGGUGAAAAGGCUCGACUUCUCAGCCCUGUAUUCAGCAUAGCUCCCAAAAAUCCAUACGGACCCACAAACACUGCAUAUUGUUUCAGUUUCUUCUACCACAUGUAUGGGCAGCAUAUAGGUGUUUUAAAUGUCUAUCUACGUUUGAAAGGGCAGACAACAAUAGAGAAUCCUCUAUGGUCUUCAAGUGGAAAUAAAGGACAACGAUGGAAUGAGGCUCAUGUUAAUAUAUAUCCAAUUACUUCAUUUCAGCUAAUUUUUGAAGGUAUUCGAGGUCCAGGGAUAGAAGGUGACAUCGCCAUUGACGAUGUAUCAAUAGCGGAAGGAGAAUGUGCAAAGCAGGACCUAACAACUAAGAAUUCCGUGGAUGGUGCUGUUGGGAUCUUAGUUCAUUUAUGGCUUUUCCCCGUCAUCAUCCUCAUCUCUAUCUUGAGUCCUCGAAGGUGACCUUAUCUUGGCAGAGGCUAUCAAUGAUUCACCAGGCACUGGCAUGAAGAAAGAGUCUUUGUAAAUGGACACAGAAAAAAAAAAUAAACAAACUACCAAAGAUUCCUCCACUGACUACUGACUCAAAAAUUAAUAAUAAAAACAGCAUUUUUUAAGCACUGGGGAUAAAAAGACACCAUGGAAAUAUAACUUAUUCCAAACUACAUAUAGAAGAUAAUCUUGGCCUGGGUACAGAAGAGACCUUCAGGUGCUUUUGUGGCUAAAACGAUUACAGCUUCAUCUGGUUGAACUCUGGAAAAAGAAAAAAAAAAGAAAGAAAGAAAAAGAAGAAGAAAUAAAGAGCUAUAGAAAUCCUCGUCAAAGCACAAAGUCAUGGCUGGUUUUGUUUCAAAUGAAUAGUUUGCUUGUUACCAUGGAAACCUAAUGGCCUGCCAACAAAAACCUCACUGUAAACAGGGUACGUGGAGAGCUGGCAUUUAUUUUCCUUUCAAGAAGGUUUUAUGUAGAGAAUUAAAUAAAUGUAGGCCCUUUUACCUUUGGCUGUUACCCUUCAUUGAAAAUACUCCAAACUCAGAAUUAUUUAAAGGUUUCAUGUUUCUCCCCCCUUACCCCACCCCACUUUUACUGUUGUUAGUUUGUUUUUGUUGUUGUUACUGUUCGCUGUUCUUUUUUUGUCUUUCUCCCUCCCAUGGCUAAGCUAGAUAACUGUGUGAUGUCUCUUUUUGCAUGCACUACUAUCCAGGACAGUAAACCUGGGCUUACAUAUUACACAGGCUUAUCGGAGUUUGCUUGCGGCCACUUGAACACCCAAACUACGUCAUCUGUUCCUAUGAAGAAACCAAACCACCAUCUUUUAUAAAUUGCCAUGGAAACCAAGUGCCUUCAAUGAAACAAGCCUGAAUAAUUCUCCACUCAGAAGCUUGCACUGCAAACAAUGGUUUGUGUAGAACUAGUUUGUAAACAGACGACACAGCCGAAACGUGCAAACUCCAGGCGAGAUGCCCCAGCCGCUUCUGAAGAAGAAAGGACCCGCUGCUGCAGAAGCCCAUGCAGACAAGAUUGUUUGUUUGACCUCCUAGACAGCCAUGGCCUUUCGGCUUAUUGUCCAUAGAAAGGAACUUCCACUGAGACCAGAAAUGGGAGCAACACUUUUUUCUUCCAGGUUAUUAAAUGUGUCAACCAGAGCAAAAGGUUCUUGUGAUAAUGCCUAGCGCAGAAGGUGGUAAAACACAGAAGUGAUUUUUUUUUUUUACUCUAACCUCCAUUUGAAAUGAAAUUGGCCCUGCCUUUAGAGGAAACGAGGAAAUGGUUGAGAUUGCCGUGCGGACAAACUCUGCCGCGGAACUGGGCCUGAAAAAUCCGGCUUUAUUCUAAACUCUGAGGGUAAUAUGCCUCUGCCCUUUAGUCAGACUCCGUGCAAAUUGUGAAAUAUUAUUUUAUUAUUUUAACAAGAUUAAAAAACACUUUUACAAAAAAAAAACAAAAACCUGUAAAAAUGAUUUUGAGCUACCUGAGGACAAACCAUACCUUUAACCAGCCAGUUUUCCAAUGCAUUGUAAAUUCCACUUACACCUGUUGGUUAUGAAAAUUUGAAGAUCUUUUUCCUUAAAUUAUCUCAGCUUUUAACUUCAUUUAAAAAGACUUUUGUCUAAAGAAGAAUAUUAUUAUUAUCUGUUCUUUCCAUACCCCAGGAUUUAAAAAAUACUGAUUAUGCAAGAAAUUGGGAUCUAAGUAUUAAAUUGCAGUAUUUGCAAAUAUUAAUAUAAAAAGCACAACAAAAUGUAGUAGAAAUGACAAAGCUUGAUUUUUUAAAACAACUGUAGAAAUGUUUGUGCAAAUUCAAUAAUUCAAUUUAAAAUAUAAUUUUACAGCUCUGUUCAAUAAAGCCUCUUUCCAGGUAAGGUAUGAUAAGCAGUACGUGUGUUUGUUGGGCAAUAUUCACUUAUCACUAAAAUGAGGUUAGGUAUGUAAUUUACUGGUUAUGUUAUCUCGGGAUAAAUCUUCAGUGCUUCACACACAAUUAAAGUCUGAGGAAGAAAUUUUAAUGGAAACACCCAAUGCACUUUCCUUUAUCUGUAAUACGUGUAGGAACUGCUGUACCUCUAUAGGUAAAGAAUGAACUAAAGGCAAUUUGAAAUUUAAUGUUUAAUUUUAUCAUCAGUUCAAAGGGGGACAUAUCAGAAAACCUAGGUAGUGAUAGAAGCAAGCUAACCCAAAUCCUUUAAAUUGAACAAAAGGAACAAAUUACUAUCAUAAUUUAUUUGAAUUAAGUAGUCCUAUUGAAUUUUUUUCAAAAAUUCAAAGGUAUUCUUCUAUUAAGUCAAACCAAAGAUUUCAAGAAAAUGAUACAUGGACACUUAGCAUCUGAAAAUGUGCAUUUGCCUAUAUUUCCACCAUGUUGAAACUAACCACAUCUCUUCACUGUCCAAGAUUAGGAAAACACAAUUUUAUUUAUUUUAUUUUGCUAUGUUUUUUUUUUACAUUCUUUUUGCCAGAACACCAGGAGUAUCUUUUGAUUUAAAGAGAGGCUUAAUUUGUCAUCUUCUUUCAAUUAUCUUUAAGUUGGCUUGAGUCAUGAUUUUGCAAGUAAAUGUAAAGGAAAAAGACCCCAAAAUUCAGAUUAUUUGAAAAUACACAUAUUCUUUCAAGAAAAAUAACAAGGUUUUUCUUUCCUCUAAGUUAUCCCGAGCCAACAAGCUGCUGUAAGUAAGAGAUUCAGUUAUAUCAUUACGCAUUUAUCAAAUACUAAAUGAAUUUUUCCCAAACUUUCGCAUUGUCAGAAAACACACUACUGAGUUCAUGAGAACUGGCUGGUACUUCAAAAUUCAUUUUGAUUAAACUUCUAAGAAGACUGUGAAGGACAGGGAGCAGUCAGAAGGGGAAGCAAACAGACUACUGAGAUGACAAUAAAAUGGGUUUCUCACAUGAGAUCUGCAUCCAUUAGACAAGCUAUCAGAGAGAACCGGUGUUUUGACUUCAGAUCAAAUGCUCAGUUGCUGUCAUUGAAGGCAAAUGGCCAAAAAUGUGGAAGCUUUAAAAUGAUUUGGGAAAGUGAACUGGAAAUUUUGUGAAAUCACCUUGUCUUUAAUAGAACCAAUGAUCACGAAACCCUUAAAGCACCUCUGUAUUGAUGGUGUUCCCAUUCCUAACACAGCUAUGUCUAUCGGAAACUGGCCUCAACAACAAUUUUCCUUUGCCAAUUUGAUAGUGUAUCAGCCUAUGAUGGAGAUAAGCCAGUAGAGUUGAUGGAUUUUUUGUUGUUAUGGUUUGCUUUUUGUUUGUUUGUUUUUGUUUAAUGGGGAAGCAUCUAGCCAUCAGGUUUUUGUCUUCUGGGAGACACAACAUACCGUGUAAUCUCCAAUUAUUGACAAUAAUUGAUCCCUAUCAAUCAGAAGCAGGACCACUUUUCUCUAGUUAAAUGAUGUUCCUUUACAAGUUAACAUUUCUACAACCGGGACUAUUUUGAUUGCAGUUAGCAGGAUUUCCAUGUAGUGAAAUGAAGGUUCACGUGGGAGCUGGGAGAACCUGAGUAUGAAUAUUCACCACAUUCACGAAAGUUGCCAGAAGUGCCAAACAAUGUGAAGUAUGAUCUUCUUUUCUUCAAACCUGAAAGUGAGAAAAAAAAUCACAAUUAUAGGAUGUCUAACUAGUCAUGGACUAUGCAGUUUAUAACCUGAUUUCCUUUGCUUUUUUAAAAGAUCAGAGUCUUCUCAGAUGCGUUACAAUCAUACCUGUUCUUACUUUUUUGUUUCCUUCUGAUUUUCCUACCAUCUGUUCUUAUAGUUCCAUUACGGAUCACAUGUAUUCCUGGUCUACUGUGGUCCCUGUCACCAUGUGGCUUCUUGUAUUCAGUAGAUCAGAGGUUUGCUCCAUGACUGCAUUUCCUUAAGAGAACUGAUUAAGGGGCAGUUAUAAUGUCAGACAAUGGACCUUGACACGAAUGGCCUUCAUUUCAUGUCUCCCAUUAAUUUGACUCAGCAGAACAAUGAAUUCUUUCUGAGUAAGAACCUAGAUAGUCGUUAUACCAUGUACUAUAUAAUGAAUAUAAUUCCACUCUUGACUUUCAUACUUGGAAAUAUGAAGAAAUAUAAAUUACAAUUGUACUAAUUUUUCACCAAACAUGAAAUUUAUCUUAAGUACUUUAUAAUAAUAAACUUACCUGUCAAAAACAUGUGUCAUUUAAAGAAUAAUUAAUUCAUUUAGUUCUGUACUUAAGACUAUAAACUUCAAAGAAACAAUUAUUUUUCAUAAUCAAUUUAUGUUUUUAUUGAUAAUUUUAAAGCUGGUGAUAGACUGAUCUGAUUUUGGUAAAUUUUCAAAUGAUUCUCCUAAGUACAUGUUCUUUAUCGCAAAACCUUUUUUUAAAAUGUGCCUUUCAAAUACGAGGGCCACUCGAUAGAUAUUUAAAAUGGAAAAAAAUUACCUUCCCCCCAAAAAUUCUGGUUGAUGACUACUUCCACUGUUUCAGCUGUGUCUCAACAAAGCAGAAGGUACACUCUUCUUGCAACUGGGCAGUUGAUGUCAAUGAGGAGUUAUUGCAUUUUCUGUGAAAACAAUAAAAUCAUAGGGUUCAAUCCCAAGCUAUUUCUUUUCCUACAGCAUUCCCUUUGUGACUAACCCAUUUAAUUCAUUUUCUCUAGUGUUGUUUUUAGAACGCAAUAUAUAUCAUUUUCUAUUCUGUCUUAGGAGAAAAGCUACUACAAAAUUGAUUUUUUUCAAAGCUAAUAUAAAAAUGACUGAAUAUUCAUAGUAUGUAUACAUAUAAUUGUGUAUGUUAUUUCAUGAGUAAAGAAAGAAAUAGAAGCUUGACACUCUACUGUGAAGUACAUCAGUAAGGAACAGUCCUGAGCGGGUUAAUAUCUGCCUUGAAAUAGAAGUGAGAGAUAAAGACAGGCAAAGCUUCCACAUAUUUCUAUAUGGAUUGCUUUAUGAGCACAUGUUCAUUUAAAGCUUAAUAAGUUUAUGAGUGAUGGUUUCACUACCCUGAACCCAUGUGAGAAUCUCAAACUGGAAUCCAAAAUUUGGAGUUGGGCUGAGGUUAAACUCUGGGUAGAAACUGCAAUAGUUUUCUCAAGGAUAUAUUUACAACUGAUUGAAUUUAAUUUCAAUUGUACUAAUUUUCCAUAAGUUGAUCUGAAAUGUAUUCUUAUUUUUCAAUAAACUGAUGGGAAAUUCUAUGAGUAGGGAUAAGCUUGGUAGUUUUGCUUGUUUUUGUAUGGCUCUUCAUUGUUGCCCUGGGUUUCCAGGCUAUCAUUUUUAUUUCUUGAGUCUCACCAGUAUAUUUAAAUGUAUAAGUUUAAUCAAAUAUGCAUUGUAUUAUAUUUCUAUGAAAUACGAUUUACAUUGAAGACCAUAAAGUUUAGAUGGAACUUAAUUUACAUUUUGAUAUUUUCCUUCUUCCAAAUAGUUUCAGAUAGCUGUAUGUUAUUUUACUUUGUUUUUUU
Molecule: messenger RNA, 8562 nt
Organism: Microtus ochrogaster (prairie vole)
Lineage: Eukaryota; Metazoa; Chordata; Mammalia; Rodentia; Cricetidae
Gene: Mdga2
Product: MAM domain containing glycosylphosphatidylinositol anchor 2
Biological process (GO): homophilic cell-cell adhesion; synapse organization
Cellular component (GO): plasma membrane; axon; neuronal cell body
Molecular function (GO): protein binding; axon guidance receptor activity
Source: RefSeq, a predicted model, not a curated record